Aspergillus tubingensis is the source of this 1644-nucleotide messenger RNA. RefSeq names its product nucleobase cation symporter-1 family protein. Gene Ontology annotation, cellular component: plasma membrane. NCBI's taxonomy places the organism in Eukaryota, Fungi, Ascomycota, Eurotiomycetes, Eurotiales, Aspergillaceae. The transcript has 7 exons. Gene Ontology annotation, biological process: nucleobase transport; transmembrane transport. The coding region runs from base 1 to 1644 and encodes 547 amino acids. Gene Ontology annotation, molecular function: nucleobase transmembrane transporter activity. The record is from RefSeq and is a predicted model, not a curated record.
AUGACGCUCCUGCAGUGGCUCGAGGUCCCCCAAGAAGGAGAGACCAUUCCCGACCGAUGGAUCAAUAGUGAUAUCGAACCCAUUCAGGCGGAUCGCCGCCGCUGGGGGUUUUGGACCUUCAACAAUUAUUGGGUCCUCAUCAGCUCCAACAUCUCUGGAUAUAUGACCGGCAGCUCGUUGAUCGCCUUGGGACUGUCUUGGUGGCAAGCUAUCGUCGCCAUCGUGGUCGGGAAUAUCCUGGCGACCAUUUUCAUCGUUCUCAACUCGCUGCCCGGGGCCUAUUAUCAUAUUGGAUUUCCUGUUGUGAAUCGGUAUGUCUGGGGCAUGUAUGGCAGCCAGUUUGUCAUCUGGAACCGUAUAUUUCUCUCCCUCAUUUGGUAUGCCUUUCAAGCAUGGAUCGGAGGCGAGUGUGUGUAUGUUUGCCUGCAAGCCAUUUGGCCCUCGCUGGAGAAGCGCAUCCCCAACCACAUGCCCGCCGACACCGGCAUGACGACCGCCGAGUUCGUAGGAUACAUCAUCUUCAUGGUUCUUUCUCUGCCGGUAAUCUAUGUGCGACCGCAUAAAUUGCAGAAAAUGUUCUACAUCUCGGCUGUCAUUGUUAUUGUUUUCGAAUUCGUACUGCUAAUCUGGUCAUUGGCGACCAUGGGUCCCAACGGCUUCGGUGAAACGCUGUCUUCCGGAUCGAAUGUCUCUGGGUGGAUGAUCGCGUAUGGAAUCAUCAGCACGAUAGGCAGCAUCUGCGCCGGUAUUUUGAACCAGAACGACUACGCGCGGUUCGCACGACGACCUCAAGAUGCCAUUUAUGGCCAGCUCUUCAGCGCGGCACUGUACGCCAUCAUAAUCGGCGUGAUUGGCAUUCUCGUCACAGCGGCCACGCAGGAACGCUAUGGAGAAGCCUACUGGAACCUUCCCAAGCUGCUGGGCGCCGUCAUUGAGACUGGGGGGUCCCGGUCGCGCGCAGCAGGCUUCUUCGGAGGCAUCGCGUUGAUUAUCUCGCAAAUGGGGGUCAAUGUCCCGGGCAACGCUUUGUCGGGAGGGUUCGAUCUGGCGGCGACCUUCCCCAGGUACAUUAACAUCCGUCGGGGCGCGUACCUGACGGCAUUGGUCUCCAUUGCAGCCAAUCCAUGGAGAUUGGUCAAUACGGCCACGGUGUUUAUCACGGUCCUUAGCAGCUACUCGGUGUUCAUGGCGCCGAUGAUCGGGCUGAUGAUCGCGUCGUACCUGUGCGUCCACCAGCGAAAGAUCAAAGUCCCGGACCUGUUUGUGGGAGAUGCACGGAGCAUCUACUGGUAUACAUACGGGGUAAAUUGGCGCGCCAUUGUCGCGUGGAUCUGUGGGACAGUCCCCUCGCUUCCCGGUUUCAUUGCCUACGUCAAUCCAACCAUCCAUGUUCCGGCCGGGCUGAUGCAUCUGUACUACAUCUGCUUCCUCAGCGGCGCGUUGAUCGCUGGCGCCGUGUUUGCGGCGCUGCAUUUUGUUUUUCCCGACCGACGGGUGCGAUCGUUUCUCGCAUCGGCCCCUACAUCUCGAAUUCUGAUCGAGGAAUACCGGGACCAGCAGAUUACGGUCGAAGCAGUGAUUCAUGUGAGGUCACCGAAGCUCUCGGAUGAUGAGGGAGAAACUGCCAUCAAUGAGCGAGUUUGA